CCUUGGCAAAGAUACCCUCUGUCACCCACAUAUGAUAUUUGAUGGCUUCCCAGAUCCAUUGGCUUGAAUGUGUGCUGGCACUUCCUCAGUCCGCCACGAAAUGUUAAAAAGUAACAGAUGUAACCCUGCAAAACUUGAACCAAUUCAGCAAGUUCACUGUGAACAUGUCUCAGUGGAAUCAAGUCCAACAAUUAGAAAUCAAAUUUUUGGAUCAAGUAGAUCAAUUCUACGAUGACAACUUUCCUAUGGAGAUUCGACAUCUGUUGGCUCAGUGGAUUGAAAAUCAAGACUGGGAGGCGGCUUCCAACAAUGAAACCAUGGCAACAAUUCUUUUUCAAAAUUUGUUAAUACAACUGGAUGAACAAUUAGGUCGCGUUUCCAAAGAGAAAAAUCUGCUCUUGAUACACAAUCUAAAAAGAAUUAGGAAAGUCCUUCAGGGAAAAUUUCAUGGAAACCCAAUGCACGUAGCUGUGGUUAUUUCAAAUUGUUUAAGGGAGGAGAGGAGAAUAUUGGCUGCAGCCAACAUGCCCGUUCAGGGACCUCUGGAGAAGUCCUUACAAAGUUCUUCAGUUUCAGAAAGGCAGAGGAAUGUGGAGCACAAAGUGGCUGCCAUUAAAAAUAGCGUGCAGAUGACAGAACAAGACACCAAGUAUUUAGAAGACCUGCAAGAUGAAUUUGACUACAGGUAUAAAACAAUUCAGACAAUGGAUCAGGGGGACAAGAACAACGCCCUAAUGAAUCAGGAAGUUUUGACUCUGCAAGAAAUGCUUAACAGUCUUGACUUCAAGAGAAAGGAAGCCCUCAGUAAGAUGACACAAAUCGUAAAUGAAACAGACUUGUUAAUGAACAGCAUGCUGAUGGAGGAGCUGCAGGACUGGAAGAGGAGGCAGCAGAUUGCCUGCAUCGGGGGGCCGCUCCACAAUGGUCUCGACCAGCUGCAAAACUGCUUUACACUAUUGGCAGAAAGUCUGUUCCAGCUCAGAAGGCAAUUGGAGAAAUUAGAGGAACAGUCUACUAAAAUGACAUAUGAAGGGGACCCCAUCCCCAUGCAAAGAGCACAUCUGCUAGAAAGAGUCACCUUCUUGAUCUACAACCUUUUUAAGAACUCAUUUGUGGUUGAACGACAGCCAUGCAUGCCAACCCACCCCCAGAGACCGAUGGUACUUAAAACUCUUAUCCAGUUCACUGUAAAGCUAAGACUACUAAUAAAAUUGCCAGAACUAAACUAUCAGGUAAAGGUGAAAGCAUCAAUUGACAAGAAUGUUUCAACUCUAAGCAAUCGAAGAUUUGUCCUUUGUGGAACUCACGUCAAAGCCAUGUCCAUUGAAGAAUCUUCUAAUGGAAGUCUCUCGGUAGAAUUUCGACAUUUGCAACCAAAGGAAAUGAAGUCCAGCGCUGGAGGCAAAGGAAAUGAGGGCUGUCACAUGGUGACUGAAGAGCUUCAUUCUAUAACCUUUGAAACACAGAUCUGCCUCUAUGGCCUGACCAUAGAUUUGGAGACCAGCUCAUUACCUGUGGUGAUGAUUUCCAAUGUCAGUCAGUUACCUAAUGCUUGGGCAUCCAUCAUUUGGUACAAUGUGUCAACCAAUGAUUCCCAGAACCUGGUUUUCUUUAAUAAUCCUCCAUCUGCCACUUUGAGUCAACUCCUGGAAGUGAUGAGCUGGCAGUUUUCAUCCUAUGUUGGCCGUGGCCUUAACUCAGAUCAACUCAAUAUGUUAGCAGAGAAACUUACAGUCCAAUCUAGCUACAAUGAUGGUCAUCUCACCUGGGCCAAGUUCUGCAAGGAACACUUACCUGGUAAAGCAUUUACCUUUUGGACAUGGCUUGAAGCAAUAUUAGAUCUAAUUAAGAAGCACAUUCUUCCUCUUUGGAUAGAUGGGUAUGUCAUGGGCUUUGUUAGCAAAGAGAAGGAGCGCCUCUUGCUAAAGGAUAAAAUGCCUGGAACCUUUUUGUUAAGAUUCAGUGAAAGCCACCUUGGAGGAAUAACUUUCACCUGGGUAGACCAUUCUGAAAAUGGAGAAGUGAGAUUCCACUCUGUAGAACCCUACAAUAAGGGCCGGUUGUCUGCUCUGCCGUUCGCCGACAUCCUUCGAGACUACAAGGUUAUUAUGGCUGAAAACAUUCCUGAAAACCCUCUGAAGUACCUUUAUCCUGACAUUCCCAAAGACAAAGCCUUCGGCAAACACUACAGCUCCCAGCCAUGUGAAGUUUCAAGACCAACAGAAAGGGGGGACAAAGGUUAUGUUCCAUCUGUUUUUAUACCCAUCUCAACAAUCCGAAGUGAUUCAACUGAGCCACAUUCUCCAUCAGAUCUUCUUCCCAUGUCUCCAAGCGUAUACGCAGUGCUGAGAGAAAACCUGAGUCCCACAACAAUUGAAACUGCAGUAUGUUCCCUUUCUUUUCCAUUGCUGGUCAAGGGCACUCCUCAUGAAGCGAAUGUGGUACCUGUUAAUCAAAGGGGCUGAAGUUCUGCCUGAGAAAUGAAGUCUCCGUAUUCUACUGAAUGACAGAAUAAACUCUUGACACUCAAAAGGAAGCAAAUGAAAAGCUUAAGGACUGAUCUUUGCCAACAAUCAUAUCUUAUUUCUUCAGCUUUGUAUAUACCAGGUUCCAGGAAAUGGUUGAAGUCUGAAGCUCUCCUCUCACUGGCAUGACACCACCAAUUGGGAAUGUCCUCACUGAAAUGCUAAAAACCAAAGCUUCAGAUAAACUUGCAAGAUAAGACACUUUAAGAAACCAGUGUCAAUAUAACAUUAACAGGAGA
This is a messenger RNA of Ailuropoda melanoleuca (giant panda), 2764 nucleotides long. It is a transcript of the gene STAT4, whose product is annotated as signal transducer and activator of transcription 4. Lineage: Eukaryota; Metazoa; Chordata; Mammalia; Carnivora; Ursidae. The transcript has 25 exons. The coding region runs from base 165 to 2465 and encodes 766 amino acids. The record is from RefSeq and is a predicted model, not a curated record. Gene Ontology annotation, biological process: regulation of DNA-templated transcription; signal transduction. Gene Ontology annotation, molecular function: DNA binding; DNA-binding transcription factor activity.